AUGACGUUGUCAUUACCAAUUAAAUUCAAGGCUGGCAGAGUUGAAUGCAAAGAGAAUACGGGAAUUUAUACGCCGAAUCCUAUAAAGGGGGAGAUCGGUCUAAAGGCUAGCGAGGAAGGUGAAGGCUUCUACAGCUUUACAUGGAGUCCAAGGGACAAAACAGUUACUGGAGUAGAAAAUGAUGAGCUACUCGUUAUUGCCGGAGAUGUGACUUGGAGAAGAGUCAAAUCGUGUACUACAGGAAGAGUUUACAUGCUUCUGUUCCUUAGUUCCGGGGCUAAAUACAUGUACUGGAUGCAAGAUCCUAACGAUGAUGAGGAUGAUCUUUCUAAAGAAACGGAGAAGGACGAACAAUUAUUCAACAAGAUUAAUGAGUUGUUUCAGCCAUCGGGCGAUGAUGAUGAUUGA
Messenger RNA from Brettanomyces nanus, 408 nucleotides. RefSeq lists its product as uncharacterized. Bases 1 to 408 code for a protein of 135 amino acids. The transcript has a single exon. The record is from RefSeq and is a predicted model, not a curated record. Gene Ontology annotation, cellular component: nucleus; cytoplasm; proteasome regulatory particle, lid subcomplex. Lineage: Eukaryota; Fungi; Ascomycota; Pichiomycetes; Pichiales; Pichiaceae. Gene Ontology annotation, molecular function: ubiquitin binding; proteasome binding; endopeptidase activator activity. Gene Ontology annotation, biological process: ubiquitin-dependent protein catabolic process.